AUGACAACCACCCUCCCCGACGCCAUAACGCUCCACCCAGACGAGCAGCUCCGCCUACAAGAGCUACUACAAUCCCGCCGCAACCACCGCCCCACCCACCGCAGCAACACGGAAUCACCCGCCGUCGUCGACGACGACAACGACCACGACGACCACCACCCCCGCCACCACCCCCGCCACCUCCCCGCCCCGCCCACACCACCACCACCCACCACCGAAAACUCAACCCCCUCCUCGCGGUCCCCCAGCACAAGCACAAGCACAAGCCACCGCCCCAGCCCCGUCCCGCUCCCGCCGCCGCCGCCGCCGCCGCCGAGCGCCACCACCACUAGCAGCAGCAGCAGCACCACCAGCACCAGCAACUCGCCGCACCCGCACCCACACCCCCGCAGCCCCCCAAUAGCCGCCAUGCUGCUGCGCAAAGGCGGCGAGGCGGCCGCGAAGCGCGGGCAGCACAAUUACUACAAACUGCCUUCCGGCGGCAGCGGCAGCAGUCCUGGUGCUGGUGCUGGUGUGAUGGCGGCAGAAGCUCCUCCAGGGGCGGCCGGGUCGACGGGGCGGUGGAGCGGGUGGAUGAAGGGGGUGAUGCGGCGGCCGGUGUCGGUGCAGCAGUCGGUGUCGGGGCCGCCGGCGCCGCCACCGCCGACGCCGUCGACGGGGGAGGGGGCGUCGACACCGGCGGAUGGGGAGAGGGGUUGA
Molecule: messenger RNA, 699 nt
Organism: Diplodia corticola
Lineage: Eukaryota; Fungi; Ascomycota; Dothideomycetes; Botryosphaeriales; Botryosphaeriaceae
Exons: 1
Coding region: 1-699 (232 amino acids)
Source: RefSeq, a predicted model, not a curated record